Toxotes jaculatrix (banded archerfish) is the source of this 3872-nucleotide messenger RNA. RefSeq names its product transmembrane protein 117 (gene tmem117). The transcript has 9 exons. Bases 356 to 2017 code for a protein of 553 amino acids. The record is from RefSeq and is a predicted model, not a curated record. Gene Ontology annotation, biological process: intrinsic apoptotic signaling pathway in response to endoplasmic reticulum stress. Lineage: Eukaryota; Metazoa; Chordata; Actinopteri; Toxotidae.
UCUCCAUCCACGCCGCAGCAGCAGCAGCAUCGUCCCACCAGCCGCCCAGAAACUGCACCGUCUGGCGGGAACCCGCUGACGAAGCACCGCCCGGCUGAGCUAGCCCGCCCGGCGCAUGGAUGGUCCAGCACAAUGGCAGAGGAUUCGGGGGUGCCUCUGUCGUAUUCCAACAACAGGUCGCAUGGAUAAUCCCUCUACAACCCUCCCGUAUCAUCUCGUGUUUGGGAUGAUUAGAGCGCCACUGUCGGCUUGAUGUGGCAGGAGAGCCGUGCGGGAGCGGGGCUUGUCGUCCUGGCGGUCGACUGAGAGGAAAACGGCGUGGAGCAGGUGUCGUGUGGCUGGGGGGCUCAGCAGGAUGGAAAUAGAUGCCCGUUUUCGCUACUAUUUCCAGCAUCCGUGGUCGCGUCUCAUCGUGGCCUACCUUGUCACCUUCUUUAACUUCCUCAUCUUUGCAGAGGACCCCGUUUCUCACAGUCAGACAGAGGCUCAUAUGAUUGUGGUGGGCAACUGCUUCUCCUUCCUGUUCAACAAGUAUCCUGGCCUUGGAUGGAACAUCCUGAAAGUAAUAUGCUGGAUACUGGCCAUUAUCACUGGCCUGUUAGCUGGGAAGUUUAUAUUCCACCGCCAGCUCUUUGGUCGAUACCUGCGCCUGAAAAUGUUCCGUGAGGAUCAUGGCUCCUGGAUGACCAUGUUCUUCAGCACCAUCCUCUUCCUCUUCAUCUUCUCACAUAUCUACAACCUUUUCCUGCUGAUGGCUGGGAGCAUGGAGCCUCACAUGGUGACUGAGUACAUGGGCAUCAGGAAUGAGAGUUUUAUGAAGAUUGCUGCAGUGGGGACGUGGAUGGGAGACUUUGUCACCGCUUGGAUGGUGACGGAUAUGAUGCUCCAGGAUCAGCACUACCCAGCCUGGGGCAAAGCAGCCAGAAGAUUCUGGAAACAAGGCAACAACCGGAUUGUACUCUUCUGGACAGUGCUCAUCUCUCUGACGUCGGUGGUGGUUCUGGUCAUCAGUACCGACUGGAUCAGCUGGGACAACCUCAACCGUGGCUUCCUGCCCAGCGAUGAGGUCUCCAGAGCCUUCCUGGCCUCCUUCAUUUUGGUCUUCGACCUUCUCAUUGUCAUGCAGCCACAGCCCCGAUGUAACAUGAAGUGCCUAUUUUUACAUCUACGUUUGAUUCCCCUGAGCCACUCUGGACCUGCGACUCCGUCUCCCUUCAACUUGGUGGACUGGGAGUUCCCUCACUUCAUGGGUGACCUGGAUAUGAAUCUACCAGGAAUGUCAACAACACAUGUGAAGGUCAAGCUUCCUGUCUGCAAGCGCAUCUUUAAAGAGGAGUACCACAUUCAUAUUACAGGUAAGUGGUUCAACUACGGAAUCAUCUUCCUUGUGCUGAUUUUGGACCUUAACAUGUGGAAGAACCAGAUCUUCUACAAGCCCUACGAAUACGGUCAGUAUGUCGGGCCUGGAGAGAAGAUCUACACAGUGGAGGAACCAGAAACACUCAGUGACUUCAACCACAGCACACUCACGUACGAGUGGCGCUCCACCAACAUCAAUCCCAGCACUAACCUGAGCUACGUGGAGCAGGACAUGUUCCUUCACAGCCGCUACAUCGGAGCCAGUCUAGACGUCAAGUGCCUGGCCUUCAUCCCGAGCCUGGCAGCAUUCGUUCUCUUCGGGUUCUUCAUCUGGCUGUUUGGGCGAUUUCAGGACAGCGAGGCCUUCACGGAAAAUCAAGACAAAACGUACGAGAGGAUAAAGAGGAAGUCGCCAUCAGAGUAUAGUAAGGACAUGGGCGUGACGCCGGAGGAAAUGCAUGUGACCAUGAGUGACAGUUUAAAACGAUCGGGAACGCCCAUGCUUCUCUCAGUGGACGGGCCACAUUUCGGAGCGACGCCCUCCACAAACUCGACUAUUUCCAUGGAAACACAAGAGACACAUCCGAGCAUUGUGAUUGACAGCGUAGCGCAGGAGGAGCCAGCGGUCUCUUUUGAUGUCCACAAACUUUCUCCGUGACCUUAUGAACUUCUGAGACUUUGAACUGUAUAACUGCAAACAGGUGGGAAAUGAGAGCGAUUGCGAUGUCAUUCAGACCCACGCUGCGACAGAAAGAUAUUUAAUACUAUUUGUCAUGAGAUUUAAGAGAAGGACAAAGUGACACUUACCAAACUAAUGUAACGGCUAUUGCAGUUGUAUUAAUAUAUUUUUCUAAAAUAAACCUUUUUAAUAGGCCCAAAAGCGGCACCAAUUCCUAUAACAAACACAUCUUUUAAAACCGAAUGCAAACACUUACUUGACUUGGUGCUCGCUUCAAUUUUGCAUUUUUCAUAAUUGAAUUUUGUCAUGGUAGACCGUUCUGGUGCCUAUAACAGAGGAGUAUUUCUACAGCCGUGACACUGCAGCAUCACAGCAGUGUUACAGAAACAGUAGUGCCUUGAUAUUUCAUAUGUUGAAAUACAGACAAACAUAUUCUGACAGCCUAUGCUACUAUAGGCAACAAAAUGGAAGAUGUCCUAGUUAUGGUCUGCUAUAUUAAUGUUUUAUAUUUGCUUUCAUAUCAUACUGUAUGGACAGUUACCUCAUUAGAUCAUCAGACUUUAUCAUUUUGAUUCUCACGUGACAUCUCUCCUACUCAAUUUUAAAAGCUCAUUCUUGCUCCAAUGAUACGAUUAUGAACAUCAAUGUAUGUUGAUGACCUAUUCAUAUCCCAUCACUUUAUAUUAGUUAGAGGCAGAGAUAAUAAAUGCAAUCAGCAGAGAUCAAAUAGCAAACAAUGAGCCACCUCAUGAUUGCUUAUGUGGCUGCUGCACCUAGACUGAAUACCAACAGAGUCAGAAAGGUGGUUUUGCCCUUGGCAUAAACAUGCCAUUGAAGUGAAGGGGAGGCUUCUGCUCCAAAGCUCAGGGCUUGUUUAUGUCUGGAUAAACCUUGGAAGUUUUAGAAGCAGUUUUGCAGUCAUGGUAAAUGCAUGAAAAAUAUUUAUUUGAAAUGUUAUCCUACAGUUUAAAAAAAAAAAAAAAAAAAAAAAAAUCCUUGAUUUCAAACACAACUGAAACCUGCAGCAUUUAUCUUUACACUCGCUUUGAAAGUAUUCACUGCCUUUUUACAUAAUUUUCUUUGGUGUGCAGUUUCUUCAAAAUAUAAAUAUUUUGGUCCCAAAAAGUGGCCUAUAUACAUAUACAUAUACAUUUACAUAUAUAUACAUAUACAUACACAUACACAUACAUAUACAUACACACACACACACACACACACACACACACACACACAUAUAUAUAUAUAUAAAUUUUUCUUCUGGAAAGUGCAAGUACCAGUUUAAUGAUUACUACAUUACUAAUAUUUUCAUUUGUAUUAAGGAGUACUUUGCAUAUAUUAGUGACCAAAGAUGCUAUAAUGCUAUAAUACAGUAUUUUCAAACAAAAUUGUGUUGCAUAAGAAAAUAUACUAAUUUAAAAGGGAUAUGUACUGCAUUUUCAUGAUAGAGUGGAAUGAUAUUAUGCAUCACUCUGCAUUAUAAUACACAGUAAUGUACAAGAAUGUCUUUCCCUAAAAAGAGAAAACUGCUAAAAAUAACCGCUUCUUUUACUCCCUAACAACCCAGUCCUAACAAAAUCUUGUUUAGCGGUAUUUGCUUUCAAAGUAAAGGAAUGUGGAGCUGGAUGUGUGCCACCAGAAUAAUACAUAUAAUCAAUAUAUUGAUGAAUUUUUAAAAGUUAUUUUAAAUUAGUUAAUUACAUUCAGGCAUGUAUAGACUCAAAUAAUAAUAAUGAUGAUUAAAAGAUUAUUUAAUUUCCCUGUUAAUGAUUCAGCGUCCUUAUUCUGUCUUUAAGUGAUAAAUUAAUGAUUAAAUUUUAAAAUGGAAACAUUAAUU